UCCAACGACGCCAUCACGUCAGCUACGAUAUUACAAACCUACAUUCUAUUUGUCAGCUACUUUCCUCGCUGUCGAAUCUGUAUAAGACCUCACUGCGUACUUGCCGAGAUACAAACCCCGCAGAUCGACACAGACAUCAUGGUCAACGAUAAGGACAUUCAGCACCUCCGCCUCGCCGUCUCCCUCGCCCGCGAGGCCCUUCAAGCCGGCGACUGGCCCUUCGGCUCAGUCCUAGUCUCUGCCUCUGGUGAUGUCCUCCAGACGGACCGCAACCGCGAGACCACCGGCUCAGAUGCCACCCUACACCCCGAGUUCACACUCGCUCGAUGGGCGCAGCAGAACCUCUCACCAACCGAACGCGCAGAAUCAACAGUUUAUACGAGUGGAGAGCACUGCGCCAUGUGUUCGGCGGCGCAUGCGUGGUGCGGACUUGGGAGGAUUGUGUAUGCGUCCUCGACGGAGCAGUUGGGCGCCUGGCGGGAUGAGUAUGGUAUUGGAAAGAGCCCUGUCAGCCCGUUGAGCAUCCAGCAAGUUGCUCCGGGCGUUCAAGUUGAGGGACCGGUUGAGGGCUUGGAUCAAGAGGUUAGAGCCCUUCAUGUUGAGGUUUGGACGGCCCAGGGACUCAAGCCCAAGGUGUGA
Molecule: messenger RNA, 639 nt
Organism: Fusarium keratoplasticum
Lineage: Eukaryota; Fungi; Ascomycota; Sordariomycetes; Hypocreales; Nectriaceae
Product: CMP/dCMP-type deaminase domain-containing protein
Exons: 1
Coding region: 139-639 (166 amino acids)
Biological process (GO): tRNA wobble adenosine to inosine editing
Molecular function (GO): tRNA-specific adenosine-34 deaminase activity
Source: RefSeq, a predicted model, not a curated record